Molecule: messenger RNA, 1085 nt
Organism: Cucumis melo (muskmelon)
Lineage: Eukaryota; Viridiplantae; Streptophyta; Magnoliopsida; Cucurbitales; Cucurbitaceae
Exons: 1
Coding region: 1-1053 (350 amino acids)
Source: RefSeq, a predicted model, not a curated record
AUGAAGACCCCAUCGAGGUUAUGUUCUUUAAAUGAUGAAAAUUUCAGAGAUCCAAGAUUCAAAAUGGAUAGCCACCAGAUUCUGGCGAAACAGAAACUGGGCUUCUCUGCUGCACUCCGAGAAGCCUUCAAAAUUUUCUUUCAUUGUCCAAACUUCAUUUCUCUCGUUAUCAUCUUCUCCCUCCCCCUCUUUGCCUCUCUCCUCGCCUACCACAUUCUCCUUCACCCAACCUUCGUUCAACUCCUCAAACUUCUCUCUCAGGAAAAUCCUUUUGAUCCUUCUCAAGGGUACAUCAUCAGGUGUCAACUAGGUGACACCACAGACUGCUUCUCGCAACGCUCCUCUGACAACUAUAACUUCAAAGAAACUCUCUCCCACAGGUUUCUGAUCUCAACUCUUCUCUCUUCAGUACUCAUCUUCUUCCUAGACCUUCUCUCCACAAUCUCAACGGUCUUCAUAUCAGCAGCAAUGUAUGGAGGAAACUCCCAAAUGGAUUUCAAGGAGAUGCUGGUUGAGGUCAGAAAGCUGCUGGCUGCAAGACUGAGUGGCACAAUGGCAACAUCUCUGUAUGUUCUUUUGAUUGCUUCACUAACUCUGCUGGGUUUGGUCGCUUUGUCAACAAACAUGUUUUUGAUGCCAAAAAGCUCAUUUAUCUUUGGGCCCAUCUUUGUAAUUUUGUUGGCAAAAUACAUAGAGUGGAGUGCUAUUUGGAACAUGGGAAUUGUUAUCUCAAUCUUGGAUAAGAACCAUGGAUAUAUAGCAAUUGGAGUGGCAGCAUAUUUAAGCCGAGACAGCAGGAAGUUAGGGUUCAGUUUGAUGCUAGUUUUCUUUGCUUUGAAGGUGGCUUUUGGGCUACCAUGUCUGUAUGCUUUGUGGCAUGAGGGGAGUUGUGGGGCUUUAGGGAAUGUGGUAUCUGUGAGUUUUAAGUGUGUGGGAGAUAUUGUAAUGUGGGUUGUUCUUAUGGUUUAUUUCUAUGACUGCAAAAGAGAAUUUUUGGAGAAGAAGAUCGAUUUGGAGAAUAAUGGGAAAGCCAUAGAGGCUACUCAACAAUAAAUCCAAUGGAAUGGAAGUAUGCUUUUGCAUCA